Messenger RNA from Tribolium madens (black flour beetle), 538 nucleotides. RefSeq lists its product as uncharacterized. The coding region runs from base 22 to 468 and encodes 148 amino acids. NCBI's taxonomy places the organism in Eukaryota, Metazoa, Arthropoda, Insecta, Coleoptera, Tenebrionidae. The transcript is spliced from 5 exons. The record is from RefSeq and is a predicted model, not a curated record.
UCCGCUUUUUCAACCUCAACAAUGGUCGUGACUGUGUUGUGGACCUCUUCCUGGCUGGUUCCAAUAAUCUCCAUUACUGUGCUAUGUGUUGGUGUGAUUUUCCUACUGUUUUGUUUAUGUAUUCAAAAACGCCAAAACCGGAAAACCUUCCAAGUGUCCAAUAGUUCAUUAAGUAAAUUGAUGAUUUUCCGGAAAUGCCAAACGAGCUCGGCGAGCUUACCCGUCCACGAGGAGAACAAAGAUUUGCUGGAUUCAGUUGAUGUUUCACACCGGUUUACUUCGUCGAAAUUAAAAAUCGACAAUUUGGAGGAUUUCGAUGAGGCGAAAUCGUGCGACAGCACUGAUUCGAGAUUCACAUUCUACUCGACGUACCCAGGAUUCGGCCGAUCGGACUCCACCGCCUCCGAUUACAAAAGCACCCGAGAUUCGUUCAACAAAACCAAAUCGUUCUCAAAUUUCUUACAAUAACACAAAAUUGUAAAAAUCAUGGAAAAUAAAUAAAAUUUUGUAUGUAAUUUUUGCGAAAAAUUAAAUUCUA